AUGUUAUCUGGAGACGCUCAUUUCCCGUUCCGCGCCAAUAACCAUUACACUAUCUUUACAUCCGCUCAGUUCUUAAAUAUGAGCAAAGGAAGUAGACGUUUUUAUCUCCCCCCUUCUCAUUCUCUCUAUCUGUCUCUCUCCACCUCUUUCUCCCUCCUUCAAUCUCCAUCUUUCUUUUUCUCUAUCGCUUUCACUCUCUCUAUCUCUUUUGUUAUCUAUCUAUCUAUCUAUCUAUCUAUCUAUCUAUCUAUCUAUCUAUCUAUCUAUCUAUCUAUUUCGUUCUCUCUUCAUCUCAUUUUAUCUCUCAUUCUAUCUCUCUCCCUCUCUCUCUAUCGAUCUAUCUAUCUAUCUAUCUAUCUAUCUAUUUCGUUCUCUCUUCAUCUCUUUUUCUCUCUUACUCUAUCUCUCUCCCUCUCUCUCUCUAUCGAUCUCUCUUUCUAUCUCCCUUAUCUAUCUAUCUAUCUAUCUAUCUAUCUAUCUAUCUAUCUAUUUCGUUCUCUCUUCAUCUCUUUUUCUCUCUUACUCUAUCUCUCUCCCUCUCUCUCUAUCGAUCUCUCUUUCUAUCUCCCUUAUCUAUCUAUCUAUCUAUCUAUCUAUCUAUCUAUCUAUCUAUCUAUCUAUCUAUUUCGUUCUCUAUUCAUCUUUUUUCUCUUUUCCUCUAUCUCUCUCCCUCUCUCUCUCUAUCGAUCUCUCUUUCUAUCUCCCUUCUCUCUUUAUCGUGCCAUCUAUCUAUCUAUCUAUCUAUCUAUCUCGUUCUCUCUUCAUCUCUUUUUCUCUCUUACUCUAUCUCUCUCCCUCUCUCUCUAUCGAUCUCUCGUUCUGCCAAAAAUUUACUCCUCGCACCAUCUAUCUAUCUAUCUAUCUAUCUAUCUAUCUAUCUAUCUAUCUAUCUAUCUAUCUAUCUCUUUCCUUCUUUCUCUCUCUAUACACACCCUAUCUCUUUCGUUAUCUAUCUAUCUAUCUAUCUAUCUAUCUAUCUAUCUAUCUAUCUAUCUAUCUAUUCUCUGUCUCUUCCUAUCUCUUUCUCUCUCUAUCUAUAUAUCUAUCUUCAUCUCUCUUCAUAUCUAUAUGUCGAUCUAUAUACAUCACUCUUCAUAUCUAAUUCUGUUCAUCUAUCUAUCUAUCUAUCUAUCUAUCUAUCUAUCUAUCUAUCUAUCUAUUCUCUCUCUUCCUAUCUAUCUAUCUAUUCUCUUUCCUCUCUGUCUGUCUAUCUAUUUAUCUGCCUUGUUCAGUUUUUGGCCAUACGCAUUUAUAGCAACGCAUCUAUAA
This is a messenger RNA of Acanthosepion pharaonis, 1269 nucleotides long. NCBI's taxonomy places the organism in Eukaryota, Metazoa, Mollusca, Cephalopoda, Sepiida, Sepiidae. The record is from the annotation of a GenBank genome assembly.